AUGGCGGGCGAGGUUCGCCAGCCCAUCGACGUCGCCUCGUUGUCGAGGUACAUUGAUGCAAACGUGCCGGAGAUCAAGACUCCGAUUGACGUCAAACAGUUUGGCUACGGCCAGUCCAACCCGACCUACUUGCUUACCUCGGUGCCAACGGGCGCGCGGUUCGUGCUGCGCAAGAAGCCGCCGGGCCAGUUGCUGUCCAAGACGGCGCACAAGGUCGACCGCGAGUAUCGCAUCCUUGCCGCGCUGUCGCGCCAUACCGACGUGCCUGUGCCGCGGGCCUACUGCCUGUGCGAGGAUGACGGCAUCAUCGGCACCGCCUUCUACAUCAUGGAGUUCCUCGACGGCCGCAUCUUCGAGGACCCCAGCCUGCCCGGCGUGAGCGUCGAGGAUAGGACCGAAAUGUGGCACGACGCCAUCCGCACGCUGGCCAAAUUCCACCGCGUCUCGCCCGCGUCCAUCUCCAUGUCCAAUUUCGGCAAACCCACAGGCUUCUUCAACCGGCAGCUUGCAACCUUCGCCACCAUCUCCGAAGCGCAAGCGCAAACCAAGGACGUCGAUAGCGGGGUGCCCGUCGGCAAGAUCCCGCACUACGACGACAUGGUCGCCUUCUUCAGCAACCCGGCCAGCCAGCCGCGCGACCGCAGCAGCUUCGUCCACGGCGACUACAAGAUUGACAACGUCGUCUUCCACAAGACCGAGCCGCGCGUCAUCGGAAUCCUCGACUGGGAAAUGUCCACCAUCGGCCACCCGCUCUCUGACCUAGCUAACCUCCUCAGCCCUUACGUCACCGCCGCCAGUGGCGUCAGCAUUGGCGCUGGCGGUAAGGGUACUCAGUCCUUUCAGCCUGGCGCCACGCCCGGCCUUCCCGCCCACGACGAGCUCGUGCGCCUGUAUGCCGAGACGGCGGGGUGGAAUCCGGCACCCGAUAUUUUGUGGGGAGAAGCGUUCAAUCUGUAUCGCGGUGCUGUGAUUCUGCAAGGUAUUGCAGCCAGAUAUGCAAGACGCCAGGCGAGUUCGCUAAAAGCAAAGGAUUAUGGAGAUGGCAUGAAGCCGAUGGGCGAGUUGGCUUGGCGUUUGGUACAGGAAAUCGGGCAAGGAAAAGGUAAAUCGAAGUUAUAG
Messenger RNA from Lasiodiplodia theobromae, 1119 nucleotides. RefSeq names its product Aminoglycoside phosphotransferase. Bases 1 to 1119 code for a protein of 372 amino acids. The transcript has 3 exons. Lineage: Eukaryota; Fungi; Ascomycota; Dothideomycetes; Botryosphaeriales; Botryosphaeriaceae. The record is from RefSeq and is a predicted model, not a curated record.